Lethenteron reissneri (Far Eastern brook lamprey) is the source of this 3166-nucleotide messenger RNA. Its product is annotated as gremlin-2-like. Gene Ontology annotation, biological process: animal organ morphogenesis. The record is from RefSeq and is a predicted model, not a curated record. NCBI's taxonomy places the organism in Eukaryota, Metazoa, Chordata, Hyperoartia, Petromyzontiformes, Petromyzontidae. Gene Ontology annotation, molecular function: receptor ligand activity; BMP binding.
CGCAGCGGUGACCGCAGGCCCUGGGGCUUCUAGCGCACGGGCGUAUUCUUAUCCACACGCCGCACGCAUUGCACGUGAGAGACACGCGCAGAGACGAAGAGGAGGAGGAGAGGGAGAGAGCGGCACGCAGACAGCAAGCAGCCACUGCUCGGCCACUCGCAAGAUCUCUCCGCCUGCCACAGAGACACGAGGAUGUCCCGGCGUGCCCUGCUCACGCUCGUGCUGCUCUGGAGCCUGGGGCUGGCGCUGGGCGCGGCGCGCAAGGCGCGGGUGGUGCCACAGGGCGCCAUCCCUCCGCCCGACAAGGAGCGGCCCAACACGUCCGACGCGAAGCCGACCAAGGCGAGGGACAAGCAGAUCCUGGACUCGAGCCACGAGGCGCUGAUCAUCACCGAGCGGCGCUACCUGAAGCAGGACUGGUGCAAGUCACAGCCCCUGCGGCAGACCAUCACCGAGGAGGGCUGUCUGAGCCACACCAUCAUCAACCGCUUCUGCUACGGCCAGUGCAACUCGUUCUACAUCCCGCGCCACGGGCGCCAGGGCGAGGAGGACGCAUUUAAGUCGUGCGCCUUCUGCCGUCCGCAGAAGAUCAUCUCCACCGUGGUGGAGCUGCAGUGCCCCGACCUGCAGCCGCCCUUCAAGCUGAAGCGGGUGCAGAAGGUGAAGACGUGCCGCUGCACGGCGGUGGACAUCAAGGACCUGUGAAGGACGACGCGAGAGGGCCUCCCCCCCCUCCCCCCCGCGAUGACCCCACGAUGGUGGACAACGCGCUCAAAUAUGUUUUGAUCCCCCUUGUUUUUUUUAUACGGCUAUUUAUUUGAUUUUGCUCGAGCAGCGACUGAUGUAUUUUUCUACGCGUGCGAAUGCUGCGACGUAUAUAUAUACAUUUUUUUUUAUUCCUCCCAGCGCCUCUACAGUUUCCGUGCCGGAUAAUAACGUCUAGCUGCACACAACGACGACCAUCCCCAACGGAACGGCCUUAGCGGACUGCUGCGGCGAGUGCUGUUAGCGAGCACCUAUGAAGGCCGGGCACGGCGCACGAGGGGGUGCGUGGCCAACACCUAACGCCCGACCGGCCUUUGUCUCUCCCAGUGGCGGUGUUUUUACACACCGCACUAGGUACUCAUUUGAUGCUGAGUCGACCUAGGGGAGGCCCAGAACCGGUUCAGAUAAUCGUCACCGGCGGUGUUGGGCCGUGAGCGGGAAAUCGAACUCGGCUCGCCGGGUUCGUAGCGCGGUGGAGCGAGCGCGCUAACCGCGACACUAACCGCUCCCCUAGCACACAACAACAACAACAACAACAACACAACAACAACAACACAACAACAACAACACAACCCGCUGGCAACCUGUGGGAGUGACUGCGGCGCGUGCUGCCGAGUGCCGAGUGAACGGAACCAGCUUCCAGUUGGUCGUGUUGUGCAGCAAUUGUCAACAGAAGGGGGUUUCCUCUCCACGAUCCGUCUGCCGGAACGGCCGAUGUCUGUUUUAAUCUCUUGUUCCGAAAACUGGUUUGGUCGGCACCGACACGUCCCGUCUCCAGAUUUGUCAUCGUCACCAAAAAGAUGAAGAAUGUGGACCGGCUAUGAGAGAUGAAAAGUUGACAAUCUUACGAAUCUUGCUUUGUUUCCUAUGAUUCCCGCAACGCGAGGUGGAACACUCGCUCACGGUCAACAUCCUGUACAGACACGUGGUGAGUUUGGAGACAUAUAAUAAACUUUGCUGUACAAUAUAUAGUCUAUAUAUAUAGAUGAUGCUGUAUUUAUAGGACAAUUGCGUUGCUCACUGACAGCGUAUACUAUGUUUAUAAAUGUAUAUUGCGGUGUUUAGACAUCAUUAUAAAUAUAUUUUUUUCUAGCAUUCCCUAAGUAUCGCCAAAGAUACAUCGACCAAAUGCACGCGAGCAUCGACUUUGUAGUUAUUUCUUGACUUAAAACUUCGCGACUGCGGGAAUUCAUAUUCUUUGGGGUUUUCGGUCAAGCCACGUAAAUAGAAAAAUAAGAAAAUUAUCGCGACGUUUCGAUCGCAACGCAGGCAAUCCGCAUCAGGCGAGAGAGCUGCCGAGGCAGGAGAACAUCUAUGUUAUCACCUGAUGACGAUUGCUUGCGUUGCGAUCGAAACGUCGCGAUAAUUGUCUUACUUGUCUAUCUAUUUGUCUUUACCGAAAGACCCAAAUAAUUAUUCGUAGUUAGCAAAAAAACAACCCCCCCUCCCCCCCCAACAUCGAUGUUGAAGACGCGCAGCGCGAGAGACGCACGGCGCGUGUUCGCAGCCACCGGCCUGGCAAUUGAACAGCGCGCCAGGGUCAUCGCGAGCGGCGUGCUGGUGGUCGAUCGCUGUGACUUACAACAUCUCAGCUCGGUGGGGGGGGGGGGGGGAGAAUGAAACCAACUGCUGGAUCGAAGGCCUCCCCCUCCGAUCACCGCGAUGUUAACAAUCCACCCACCCAGCGCCCGUUCCACACGCGAGCUCAUUUCAUCGCUCCAUCUCCUUCCACGGCGGUCUCCCCUCCCCUCGGACGCGUUCCGUUCCCCGGCUGCCUGCCACUCCGCCCGUCACCGUCCCUUCUCUCGGCCGUGACGAGUGCUGUCCCGAGCACCCCGCCACUCCUCCUCGUCACACUUCGAGUGGUGAUGUCAUUCGCCUGCGUUAGUCCUCGGAGCCCCGUGACAGGCAGAGUCAAUGGGGGGGGGGGGGGGGGUUGCUGUGGAUGGAUUCGUGCUCCCACCGUGGGAGUUUGAAACAUUCGCCGUUUGGCUCGGGAAGUGGACCAACAGCGGAAGAGGGGAACCCCCCCCCCACCUCCCCCAUGCUUAUUCGAGCAGGGAGAGAGAGACACACACACACGGAUGGUUGCGAUUCGCAUCGUACGGGCUAAUAGUAACCCGCGUUUUAACAUGAGUCGAAAUUUUAUCUUUGAAUCGAGGAAUCAGCUCGGCGUUCGCAAGACGCGUAUUCGCGGUGCGCGUGUGCUGCAAAUGUGUUGGGAAGUGUUUGUAAAUUAAAGGAGACGUCUUAUAUCGCAUCGCGUAUUUAGCUUUAAAAUGGUUCCGUAUGGGACACCGGUACAAGGAGGGGUGCGUUCCUCCUCGCGACUGUCUGGCUGUACAACUGUACCCUAAUUAUUUAAAGCCCAAAUACAAUAAAGCUGGCGAAAUGCGGUUCA